Molecule: messenger RNA, 1326 nt
Organism: Theileria equi strain WA
Lineage: Eukaryota; Apicomplexa; Aconoidasida; Piroplasmida; Theileriidae
Exons: 1
Coding region: 1-1326 (441 amino acids)
Source: RefSeq, a predicted model, not a curated record
AUGCUCCAGUUUAUGAAGCAUGAUGGAGAUUCAAAGUGGUAUUAUAGUAGAGACAAGAAUGGUAGAGACUGGAGAACUCUAGGUAAUACUGGUGGAUUCUAUAAUGAUGAUAGGCCUACCGAGAAACUUUCCGAAAAACUAGAUGAGGUAGCAUGUUCCAUUGGUAUUGGUGUUACCAUGAAUCUAACUCAUGGUAAACAUAAGUCCGGAGAACCAUACUGUUGCGGUAGGAAACAUGAUGGACAACCUGGUCCACCUACCGAUGGGGAAGUAGCUAAUACUAUUCCUUACUUCAAGCAUGAGAUUGAGCUUGGAACUGAACUCUCUGGCAUCAAGUAUAACGAUGGAGGUGCUAGUAGAAAAAAUAUAGUUUUAAAUGGACACAAAUUCCCUAUCCCUGGCUCAUUCAAUGUUUAUGCCUUCUACUGUGGAAAUAAUCCAGUUCUUAUUUAUGUUGAUUCAUCUGGGAGCCCUCCAGUUAAGAGCUGGUUCAAACAGGGGAGUAGCGAUGAGUGGGAAAAGGUAGAAGAUCUCGGGGAUACAAUGCCAGAUAACAUAAAAAGCUGUAAGGGUAACAAGGAAUUUAGUGCACUUGUGAAGGAACUAGAUUGUCCAGACUAUAAAGAAUGUACUGAACCCAUUCUAUCCUCACCUGCUAAACUUGGUGCUAGUAAAGUUGAUAAAGCUGAAGUGGAUAGUCAACCUAGAGAUACUGAAGGAGGACUGUGGAAAACAGUUAUUGACGCUGCUCGUCCUCUUAUUAAUAUUGGACUAGGUGGAUCAGCUCUUGCUGGACUGUAUGGUACAACCGCAGCUCUUGGACUGGCUAAGAGCCUUCUAGACCCUCCACCUCUUGGACAGGAUGGAAUUCAACGUGAGGAAGUUCCCGCAGCUGACUUAUCUGACCAGGUUCCUGAUACCGAGUCUGAGACAAAGAUUCUCCUACAAGGUACUCCAGUGGCUCAAAUGGCUGAAGAUGCCAUAGAUGGUGAAAGACUAAAAGAACAUCUUUCUGCUCAUCGCUCUGCUUCUCUUGGUCCUUCUGGACCUCAAGGACCUUCUGGUAAUGAAGAAGCUGCUCCUCCUGAUUCUUCUGCUUCUGAAUUUACUCCUCAACCUGCUGCUCUUGCUGGAGUUGUUACUGGUCUAAGCUCAUGGGCUAUCUCUGGUAUAUCCUCUGGCACCCUUGCCGGAACUGGCGCAACAUUCUUUGGAGGCUGGAAACUUUAUAAUCGUUCUAAUGGAGACUCAUGGAUAUUAUACACUUGCAUCCUAUGGAAAAUUAUGAACAAGCUAUCAUAUAUGAGCGUUAUAUAUGUGGAUUAA